This is a messenger RNA of Helianthus annuus (common sunflower), 1695 nucleotides long. RefSeq lists its product as uncharacterized. The transcript has 2 exons. Bases 1 to 1695 code for a protein of 564 amino acids. NCBI's taxonomy places the organism in Eukaryota, Viridiplantae, Streptophyta, Magnoliopsida, Asterales, Asteraceae. The record is from RefSeq and is a predicted model, not a curated record.
AUGGACCCUGGUUUAGCCGCUGUUUUGGAAAACAUGACUAGGGAGCUUAAAGAGAUUAAGGCAAAGGAAGAUAAGUGUGAGCAUUGCCGAGGGGGUCACGAUACAAAUGCGUGUCCGUUGCUAGUUGGUGAGGAGCAAGUUGAUUUUGUGGGAGGGGGUCAAGGUAGAGGUCAACCUAUUGGGUUUGGUAAUUUUAAUUCGGGUUGGAGAAAUAGUAAUAAUUUUGCUAAUAAUAACAAUUUUCGCUCAAAUGGACCUCCUGGUUUUCAAAUAGCUCAAAAUCCAAAUAGGGGUCAAGGUUCAUUCUUUGGUGGGGGUUCAAAUGGGCAGUUCAACAAAGGGUUCAAUGGUGGCAAAACCGUAGGGAACCCUAGAGUUGAGGAGAGAGUAGUUGAGGAAGAGGAUGAGAUUGUAGAUGAAGAGAUAGAGAUGGAGGCUCCCGGCAAAGUGCAAACGAGGCUAAGCCUAGCAAGUACCGCACAGCCCGGUGAGUCUCAAGGUGAGAAGAUGGUAGAGAAAACACCCGUAGAUGUUAGGCCUUCACCUCUAGUAGACCAUUCGUCUGUCUUGUUUCCUACCCGUCUUUGCAACCAAAAAUACUCAAGGGAAUACGGGCAAUGCUUAGAUAUCUUCAAGCAAUUGAAGAUUAAUCUUCCUUUUAUCGAGGCACUUCAGUCCAUGCCUAAGUAUGCUAAAUUUUUAAAGGACCUUCUUAGGAACAAAGAGAAGUUAAGGGAGUUGUCUAAUGUCCCGUUGAAUGGAGGGUGCUCGGCAGUUGUUUUAAAUAAGCUUCCCGAAAAGCUUACCGAUCCCAGUAUUUUUACUAUUCCUUGUCUAUUCGGUAGUAACACCAACACUAGAGCCUUAGCCGAGUUAGGUGCUAGCAUCAAUUUGAUGCCCUUUUCUCUUUAUGAGAAGCUAGACCUAGGAGAGCUUUCACCUACCCGAAUGACACUAUCCUUAGCCGAUCGGUCCGUUAAAUACCCUAGGGGCAUAGUUGAGAAUUUGCUAGUUAAUGUAGACAAGUUUGUGUUUCCCGCCGAUUUCGUCAUUCUCGACAUGGAAGCGGAUGAGAGAGUUCCCAUUAUCCUUGGUCGUCCAUUCUUACGUACCGCCAAAGCACUCAUAGACGUUCAUGAUGGUAAGAUCACCCUUAGGGUCGGUGAGGAGAGUGUCACCUUUGAGAUAGAGCGUUCCAUGAACCACCCGAGUGGUUCUGAUGACUAUAGUGGCCCUUGCCAUUCUGUUUACUUCUUGAACUCUUUUAUCUCAUGUGUCGAUUAUUGUUUAGAGUAUUUUAGCGGUGCGGGCCAAGUGGUAGGAGAGAAGGUAGAAGAGGAGUUGAUGAGGGUAGAUGAAGUUAAAGAGAAGGGGAUUCCUUUAGUUCCCGAAGUGUUAGCCGUUAGUGAGGACACCACCCAACCCCCACCCUUAGAGCUUAAGGUACUUCCAUCGCAUUUAGAGUAUGCUUUCUUUGGGGAGGCAUCCGAGCUACCUGUCAUUAUCUUGUCAAAAUUGGAAGAGGAAGAGAAGUUGAGAUUGUUGGAGGUGUUGAGGGCCAACAAAGAGGCCAUUGCAUGGAGGUUGUCUGACAUCAAGGGCAUAAGCCCUUCUUAUUGCACCCACCGAAUACUCAUGGAAGAUGAUUAUAAACCGGUGGUGCAACUACAAAGGCGGCUCAACCCCAACAUGUAA